GCCUUCCGUACGCACGGCUUUGACCUCGCUCGCUCAGCGUCCCCGCGGGCGCCGAGCUCAAAAUGAGCCUGUCGUAGCUGACUAUUAAUAUCUGUCGUUUGCCAGUCGCAUAUAGCUCUACCAACUCCUGCCAGAAUCAGCCCAGAAUCAAAAUGUCGGCCGCAAGGUUACUGGUGCGUUCCGCUGCGAGAGCUUCUUUCUUCUCCCACCGGGUGGUGGGCCGCCGUCAAGCCGGUUUAGCCCCGCCGGUCCCCCCGCUGAGCCGCAGCCUGGCGGCUGGAGGAAUUCCCACGGACGAGGAGCAGGCGACGGGCCUGGAGAAGAUCAUCAUGAAGGCCAUGAAGGAGGGCGCUGACCCGUACAGCAUGUUGAAGCCCAAGGAGUACGCUGGCUCCAAAGCAGACCCUCACCUGGUGCCCUCCAUCACCAACAAGAGGAUUGUGGGAUGCGUGUGCGAGGAAGACAACACGGCCGUGGUGUGGUUCUGGCUCCACGAGGGCGAGGCCCAGCGUUGUCCGUCGUGCGGCUCCCACUACAAGCUGGUGGCGCACGAGCUGCCCCACUAGAACGGACUGACGGACGCUCUCGUCUCACUUCACAUUCUGCUCCGGGUCCGGCUCUCGGCUUCCCGGCGCUCCGUCUGCAUCGGUGACCUCGUCACGCGUUCACCCCUAUUCCAAAAGUAACAUUUUCAUUCUUGGAUGUGAUGAUGUCACGCCUCAAUAAAAUCCCAACGUGGAACGUUC
Syngnathoides biaculeatus (alligator pipefish) is the source of this 746-nucleotide messenger RNA. RefSeq names its product cytochrome c oxidase subunit 5B, mitochondrial. Bases 153 to 566 code for a protein of 137 amino acids. NCBI's taxonomy places the organism in Eukaryota, Metazoa, Chordata, Actinopteri, Syngnathiformes, Syngnathidae. The transcript is spliced from 5 exons. Gene Ontology annotation, cellular component: mitochondrial envelope. Gene Ontology annotation, biological process: mitochondrial electron transport, cytochrome c to oxygen. The record is from RefSeq and is a predicted model, not a curated record.